AUGGAUGUCUCGGACCCUCAAGGCGGCGAGGGGGGAGACAGAUUCAGCGACGACGAACAACAAUCCCCUCAGUCACCGCGCAAGCUGCCCGAUGACCUUCCGAAGUCCCUGGACGACCGACGCACCUUUUCCAGCUAUGGCGGCGAGACUGAAAUGUACGAUGCCUGGCAAGGUUCAUCACAAUAUCUAACCACACCGACACCAGCCAAACCCCUUGCAUUUGAUCUCCGUCUCGAUACACCCUCCUACGAUGAUGAAGAAACUGCUGCUCAGAUGCAAGACAGCGACGCCCGCCUGAGGGAGAUGCUAGCAGUGCAGGCACAACAUUACCAAGAAGAUGGGCCUAAUUCAGCAGAAGCGGAGGACGCUGUGACUAUUGACGACAAGCUGUCAAGAGAGGAGAAGACGAGCGUGCUGCAAAAAAGCUUGAUCAUGGCGGCAAGCAACGGUAACGUAAAUCGUGUAAACCGGCUCGUCAAUGGUGCAGCCAAAGAAUUCGUGGACGUCAAUGCUUUGGAUGACGACGGUACAGGGGCGUUGGUCUAUGCAAGCUGUUUUGGGCAUCAAGAAGUCGUUUCGGCGCUGCUUGAUGCUGGAGCUUUGGUCGAUCAGCAAGACAGGAAUCAGUGGAGUCCGCUCAUGUGGGCGAUGACAAACCGGCACAAGACAAUCGCAAAGAUCCUGCUUGAUCAUGGGGCCAAUCCAGAUAUCAAGUCUAAUUCUGGUGGCACGGCUUAUGACUUUGUUCAGCCCGGAAGCGAGCUCUCCGAGUAUUUGCAUGAUAAUGGAUAUCGUCUACGAGAGACUGCGCAGCUUGGUGAUGACUUUUACGACAGUGGUGGUUUUGGACAGGACAAAUUCGAGGAAGAAUUGGCCGAGAACGAACUCAAAAGACGAAUGCUCAUGAAAGAGAGUGCCGCCAACUUAGAGGUCGACCUGUCAACGCUCGGAUUUGAUGAAUCUCCCGAAGCUCCUUUUGAGCCGGACGAGGAAGAGGAAGAAUUUGUCUGGGACAGAUGUGUUGGAGAUCAAAUGUUUGUCUUCCAGAAUGGCGAUCUACAUCGAAUUCUUGAGCUGAUCAUAACUAACAUGACGCCCCAACGUUCACCUUCUCAAAAACCGGUUCCGGCAAAUCUGCUGUUCUUGAUGGCAAGAUAUGCGCAUUACCACAUGACAGGAUCUUUGCUAGAAGAGCUUCUAUCCGCUGCCAUGGAUAAGAUCAAUGAUGUGGUGGAGCGGCAGCAAUGGGACAUGACCAUGUUGGCUUUCUGGAUUUCUAAUGCCACACUCUUACUUCACUAUCUCAAGAAAGAUGCGGGUCUGUUGCAGGCAACGACAAAAAUGCAACUCGAGCUCGCUGAGCUAAUCAACGAAAUCUUUAUCCUCAUCAUCAGAGACGCAGAACGGCGAAUGAACAAAGUUCUUGAAACUGCCAUGCUAGAUCAUGAAACUAUCCCUGGCUUGACAGACGACAUCCACUUCCAAGGCGAAUGGAAUGUCUUCAAGUCGAAAUCAAAAACCAAAGAUGUUCCACCAGAAAAACGAUUUCGGCCACCGUCACCCAAGCGGAGAGCGCAAACAUCACCUCGAAACAUCACAUCCCUACUCUCAUCCACGUUAUUCGUUCUUGACUUAUACGACGUCCACUCAGUCAUCAUAUCACAGAUACUUGCUCAACUUCUCUACUGGCUGGGGGCCGAACUCUUCAAUCGCGUCAUGACUACCAAACGCUUUCUCUCCCGCACCAAAGCAAUGCAGAUCCGUAUGAAUGUGUCCCAGUUGGAAGACUGGGCUCGCUCCAAUAACCGUCAACCAGAACAUUACGAGAAUGGUUCCACGAUUUCGACAGGUGAAAACACCGUUGAAGCUGCACGACGCCAUCUCAGUCCUGUCAUUCAACUGCUCCAAUGGUUACAGUGCUUCACCAGCUUAGGCGAAGAUCGCGAGAGUCUUGUAGCAACGCUAGAACAAUUGGGUAGACUUACCCCAACGCAAUUGAUUCACGCUGUCAAAUCAUAUCGCUCCGAAGUAGGCGAGAAGAGCCUACCCAAAGCACAUAUGAAGUUUCUUGUGCAGCUUCAGAAAGGACAGGAAGGUCUAAUCAGGAGACCACGUACACCCAUCUCUCAAGCGCCACAGAUUACCUCUACCCCAUCAACACCCGUCAAAUCCGAAGCUCAUACAUUCACAUCCACAUUCACAUCCACAUUCACACCAGCAUCUACAACCAUCACGUCUCAGAACGGUACUCUACCAAACGACCAGCAACAUACCCCGCCCCAAAUACCCUUUCCUCAAUCUCCAUCUCCCAGCAGUCAGCAAACCCAGACACCACUCGCCAGUAAAUCACCACAACCCGAACCUGUUUCUCAAGCCCUAAUUCUAGACCCCUCCCUCAUGCUCCCUUUCUCCCUGCCCACAAGCACAGACAUGCUCAUCACCUACGGCGCGGGGAUAGGCGGAACCAACCGCGAGAGAGCCAGGAAAUAUAUCCCGACCGUGCCGACGGAGGUGUUGGGGAGGUUGGGCGUCGAUAGUGCGAAUCAUGAAUCAUAG
This is a messenger RNA of Endocarpon pusillum Z07020, 2556 nucleotides long. RefSeq lists its product as uncharacterized. NCBI's taxonomy places the organism in Eukaryota, Fungi, Ascomycota, Eurotiomycetes, Verrucariales, Verrucariaceae. Gene Ontology annotation, molecular function: GTPase binding. The transcript has 2 exons. The record is from RefSeq and is a predicted model, not a curated record. Bases 1 to 2556 code for a protein of 851 amino acids.